Molecule: messenger RNA, 1495 nt
Organism: Daucus carota subsp. sativus
Lineage: Eukaryota; Viridiplantae; Streptophyta; Magnoliopsida; Apiales; Apiaceae
Exons: 9
Coding region: 781-1164 (127 amino acids)
Cellular component (GO): membrane
Source: RefSeq, a predicted model, not a curated record
ACGAGUUGAAAGUUAAAACCUGACCCUCAUGUGCCACGUAUACUCCUCCGGCCCACCAUUCAUCCAAAGUAGGACCCCCAACUACUCACUGAAGACGAUAUCAAAUCGCACCUCUUUACCUCAACUUCCAAAAUCACACGCACUACAAUCACACAUAAUUUCGUCAAUUCACACUCAAUUUCGUUAAAAAGCUCGUAAUUUAAUCAGAAAUUGACCAAAAAUCUGGAGAUCCCGGAGGGAUUAAGAGCGAGAUGGUCGGCGUUGAAGCCAGUCUUCGCUAACGACGACGACGGCGGCGUCCACCGCCGUCCGUGGCGCCGGCGCGUAGUCUCGUCAAUCGCGUUCUUCGCUUCUGCUUCUGUUCUUCGUGUCUCGCUUCUCUUGCUGCUUCUCGGUGCUAUUGUUUCCGCUUGCGUUUUUCUUCCUGUCGAAAAGGUGUUGAAAAAUUUUCUUACAUGGAUUAAGAGUGAUCUUGGACCUUGGGGUCCACUUGUACUGGCUGUUGCAUAUAUUCCCCUUUCAAUUCUAGCUGUCCCAGCCUCUGUACUUACGCUCGGGGGCGGAUAUCUCUUUGGGUUGCCAGUUGGAUUUGUUGCUGAUUCUACUGGUGCUACACUUGGAGCAACAGCUGCAUUUCUUCUCGGGAGAACAAUUGGGAGGCCAUAUGUCAAAUCUAAAUUGAAAAAUUAUCCCAGGUUUCAGGCAGUUACUAUAGCGAUUCAGAAAUCCGGGUUUAAGAUUGUGUUACUACUUCGGCUUGUUCCAUUACUUCCAUUUAACAUGUUGAACUAUCUGCUAUCUGUGACUCCUGUUCGUCUUGUUGAAUAUAUGCUGGCUUCUUGGUUGGGGAUGAUGCCAGUAACAUUUGCACUAGUGUAUGUCGGAACAACUUUAAAGGAUCUUUCUGACGUUACACAUGGCUGGGGUGAGGUCUCGACAAUUCGUUGGAUUUUUAUUGCAUCGGGCUUUCUGAUCUCUGUAAUUAUACUGGUGUAUAUUUUCAAAACCGCAAAGGCUUCUCUUGAGAAGGCUUUAGAAGAAGGUGCUGGAACAGAUGGCCUUUUAGCAUCCCCAGUUCUACCCUUUGUGGCUGAGGCACCUCUGGGUCUCCAGAACCCUCUUGUUAUCAAGAUAGACUCAUCUGCAGUCGACCAUGUGCAGUAAAGGUUAAGACAAUUACUUCAUUGGACCGGAAGUUAGGAAUGAUGGACACUAGAGCAAGGGAGUGGUUAUAGAGGAAAUCGUAAAAGUAAAAAUAGGACACAGAAACCUUUACUCGGCCUUAGUUGUAGAGUGGUAGUGCUGCUGCUUCGAUCUUUAGUUAUAGCUCCUGCUGUUAUACAUGUAUGUAAAUUAUAGAAAACGUCGCCAGUCAUCCAGAUUUGUCCAUUUUUUGUACUUGCACGUGUUGAUUUAAUUCAUUGCAGAUUCAUGUUUGACAUGUAUGAGAGAUGAGAGAAUUUUAUGACAACUUAAUUUAUAUAUUUUUUUAAAA